GUUACUAUGAAGAUCUCUUCGGGUGGGAAGAAUACCUUGCAUGUAGACUUACCCGCACUUUCUUCUCAAUCGCACUGAGUGGUGCUGCAGCGAGAGUUGCACUCGCCAGCCCGAGGAGGGCAUAAAGCGCGCUGAGCUUCACCAUGAUCAGACGGCGGAAUGGUAUUUUCAAGCUCCUGGAGGCUCAAUUGAGAUUCCUUCGUUCUCCUACAAUUUGUCAAUAUACGUUGCGCUCAAACCCCCACUUCAUCUUCACGAUAUAUCCAUCGCAUCAUAGCGACAAGCUGGGAAUGUACUGUAGCUCUUUGUCCAAACUCACCUCGGUAGCUCACGGCUUAUUCUCAAGCCCUUUGUCACUCCGUCCUGUAUAUCCCAAGAAAUCCACGGCACCACGGGCUUUUAUAGAAAGUCAGGAUAAAGUCCCGGCUCCCUCCCGCAAUACAGCGAGGCCAAGAUGUAUUACGGAGCAUGGCCUAUCGCCAGCGGUGACCUUCUGUUUUCAGCAUGGACCGGGUUUGUAACAUAUGUAAUCUGGUCCCUGGAUGCCCGAUAGCUCAGGGCCAGUUGUGGAGCUUGCCCGCACUCCCUUGUUAGAACGACCGGUUUAAUCGUGG
Amorphotheca resinae ATCC 22711 is the source of this 614-nucleotide messenger RNA. RefSeq lists its product as hypothetical. Bases 144 to 521 code for a protein of 125 amino acids. The transcript has a single exon. NCBI's taxonomy places the organism in Eukaryota, Fungi, Ascomycota, Leotiomycetes, Helotiales, Amorphothecaceae. The record is from RefSeq and is a predicted model, not a curated record.